AAACAUAACCUCCAAAACUAGCGCCCGGGCCACAGGAGAGUUAUACUGGUUUAAAGCUCCAUAUUUUGGACACAUGAAGAUCUGCUAAGACUUGCCUCCAGUCAUCCAAACACCCGCCAUGAACUGCCUCAUGCGCCGCAGCCAGAACCUGCUGCUCUGGCGAAAUUCUUGCGUAAAACACAGAUCCACCGAUGCGGCUUCCGCGAACCGGAAUGCAGCUACUAAGCUCAGCUACGAGGAGUUCAUCGGCCACCAGCAGAAGCAGGCCCAGCGCAGUAUUGUAGUCCAAGUGAGCUCGGAGAAAUCAUAUCCGGAGUUGUAUAACUACUGUAGCCGGUUUGGAUCAAUCCUAGGAGCCCACCAUUACUGCGUGCGCCAGGACGAGGCUCUGCACUACGUGCUGCUAGAGUAUUCCUCUUCUGGAGAGGCUGCGGCAGCCAUAGACUCUGGCGUUAGCAAUGGGGACCUGUGUGGAGUGCCUGUUCGAUCACCUUUCCUUUGGUUCCGGGCACCCCCGGCGGGCAGUAAACGGACUCCCAAUCUGGCGGCCAGUGAUACCUUCCCGGCGCUGAGCGCUCUAGAUGGUGGCCGGCUGAUGGAGUCGUCUCAGCUCCUGGCUUUAGUGCGCGGUGCUCAGAGUAUUGACGAACAGGUACUUCUGUUGCACAAACACACACGCUUGAACGACUUGGGCAUACGUCUGAGAUUCCUGGCAGCGCUGCAGGUGCAGCAGGCCAUCUCCGGAAUGUUCCCCUCUGCUCAGGCUCAGCCGUUCGGGUCGUCAGUGAACGGAUUUGGCAAAAUGGGCUGCGAUCUGGACCUGAUCCUGCGCUUCAACGACGACACCGGAUCGCAGAAAAGUCUGGCGAACACUGAUCCUUCGCGACUAGUCUUUCACACCAAGGAGAACCUAAGCAACGGACGCUCGCAAACCCAGCGGCACAUGGAGUGCUUCGGGGACAUGCUCCACCUCUUCCUGCCCGGCGUCUGCCAUGUGAGGCGCAUCCUACAGGCCCGCGUUCCUAUCAUCAAGUACCAUCAUGAACAUCUUAAUCUGGAGGUGGAUUUGUCCAUGAGUAACCUCACUGGCUUCUACAUGUCUGAGCUACUGUACAUGUUUGGCGAACUAGAUCCUCGCGUGCGUCCACUGACCUUCAGCAUCCGGAGAUGGGCGCAGAGCUGUGGACUGACGAAUCCAUCGCCGGGUCGCUGGAUCAGCAACUUCUCGCUUACCUGCCUGGUCAUGUUCUUUCUGCAGCAGUUACGACAGCCCAUUCUGCCCACCAUUGGAGCCCUAGCCAAGGCGGCAGAACAGGCCGACUCACGGGUCACAGAAGACGGAAUAAACUGCACCUUUGCUCGCGACAUGGAUCGGCUGGGGUUCCGCAGUCGCAAUCAGAGCUCCUUGAGUGAACUCCUACUGCAGUUCUUCGAGUUUUACUCGCAGUUCGACUUCCACAAUAGGGCGAUAUCGUUAAACGAGGGUCGGGCACUAUCCAAGCCAGACCACUCGGCCAUGUACAUUGUGAACCCACUGGAGCAGCUGCUAAACGUAAGCAAGAACGUGAGCAUGGAAGAGUGCGAGCGACUGCGCAUUGAAGUAAGGAACGCGGCUUGGGUGUUGGAGUCCGAAGUGGAAAACGUGGCCCUGCCUGUGGGCGAGGGCGAACGACAGGAGCACUCUUGGGGUCUGCUAAAUCUCUUCAAGCAUCCGGAAAAGCCACUGAUAAGGCCGAACAUGUUCUUUAAGCCGCGCAUGGUGGAAGUUAGUGAUCUUUUCGAGCAAAAGGAACUGACACCCAAUCCUUCCACGCCGCAUAGUCCAACUUCCUCUUCCAGUCCCCCGAUUACAUACAAAAGCGUAGCGGUACGGCAACAGGUGCAGGGCAUCAAGACCGCCACGCGAACGGAACUCAAGCAAAUCCGAGGGUCCUCCACUCCGACCAAAAACAGUCGGAGGAGUAGCAGGUGAUAAAGGAUACCACUUCCUGCCAUAUGUAAAUAAUAGGGAGUUGUCCCGGCGUAAAUGUUGUUCAUAAUGUUAGAUACAUAAGUCUAAGCUUUUAUGAAGCCCAUGUUGAGUAUUUCCAUCGUGUUUCUAUGACGAAUAAACCAAAAUUGUCAGAUGUCCAGAA
This is a messenger RNA of Drosophila bipectinata, 2135 nucleotides long. RefSeq names its product mitochondrial poly(A) polymerase (gene MTPAP). Gene Ontology annotation, molecular function: poly(A) RNA polymerase activity. Lineage: Eukaryota; Metazoa; Arthropoda; Insecta; Diptera; Drosophilidae. The record is from RefSeq and is a predicted model, not a curated record.